This is a messenger RNA of Momordica charantia (bitter melon), 3235 nucleotides long. Its product is annotated as DDT domain superfamily. Lineage: Eukaryota; Viridiplantae; Streptophyta; Magnoliopsida; Cucurbitales; Cucurbitaceae. Gene Ontology annotation, biological process: regulation of DNA-templated transcription. The record is from RefSeq and is a predicted model, not a curated record. Gene Ontology annotation, cellular component: RSF complex.
AAAACAUAAAUCCGUUUGGCUCUUGGUGAACAUAAAAAUUCGAUCUUUAUGAUAGAUUUAUUGAAGGGGGCUGUUUGAAACACUGAUUAAGGAAAACAUAUUUACUGGAAGGUUAAAAAUAAAUCCAUAGGCUGUGUGUCCAAUUUCCAGGUAGUGUCCUUCUCUUCUAUCUCUCUCUCUUCCAUCUUCCUCCAUUUUUGUUUCUCUCCCAACUUUCAGUUUCUUCUCUUUGAUAAAAUUCCCCCAAUUCGUAGUCAGUAUAAAGUGGGGGGGAAAAAAGGGAAGAAAGAAAGUAAAUACGUUGUUUAGAAUAGAUAUACAAAAACCUAACCUUUUCUUUUUGAAUGAUGGUUUGGACCUUUGGUCCUCCAUCAUCUUCGUCUUUGUUUUCCUGGUUUCUCAGUUAACAAAUAAAACUGACCCUUUUUGUUCUUACUAAUUUCAUUCCUAUUUCAAAUGCAAAUAUACCCAACUGGGGAUCUUUUACAUGUAAUCAUCCUGCUUUAAAACUUGCUUUGUCGUUCGUGAUCUCGCCGACCAUGUCGCAAGAUUCUUCGCCUCCUCCGAUCCCCUGCGACCGAUCCUCCCCUGAGCCGCUCUCCCACAUCGACAACCCCAACCCCAAUACCGCUAACGAUGACCUUAUUGCCGAGAACGAGCCCACGACCACGACCACGAUUAACAGUGAGCAGCCCACGGCGAGGAGAAACCGACCCUCGCGGGCUUGCACCAUUCGGGCGGCGGAGCGGCUCUUGGCGGCUCAGACAGUCGUCGAGCGGAAGCCGAAGCCGAAAAAGGAGCAGCAAAACGACGAGUCGCCUCAGCAGCAGCAAUGCAGCAAGAUCGUGACCACGCUGGUUGAGGAGCCGUCGCCCUCUCAGUUGCCGCGUUGGAACCUCCGGUCGAAGUGGGAACUAGCGUCCGUACUCAAUUUCUUGCAUGUCUUUUGGCCACUAUUGAAUAUUCAUUGUGAGUUCACAGUAGAGGAGUUCGAGACGGCCUUGAUUACUCCCAACGACACUUUGAGUGACAUACACAUUCCAUUGCUAAAGGCGAUUCCUCCUAUUACAAGAAUGGCCCUUACUCGUGAUACAUGGGUGACUGUAUUGUGCAGAAAAUUGCGAGACUGGUGGCACUGGGUUGCUGAAGGCGAUCUGCCUAUUGUUGCUUCACAUGGAGUUGAAGUUGAAGUUUAUAAAACUCUUGAUCCUGGGAUUCGUGUGGUCAUCUUGAAAGCACUAUGUGACAUUCGAGUUGAGCAAGAAGAUAUCCGGAGCUAUAUUGAAAAUUCACUAAAACAUGGAGUUCAACUUUCAGCAUUUCGUAAAGAACGAAUUGGUGGAGAUUCACAUGGAACUUAUUUCUGGUAUGAGGAUGAUCCCAUAAUUGGUCACCGUUUGUACCGUGAGAUUAGGAAAGUUGAGUUGAAAAAAGCCAAGGCCAAAGGUUCACAGGUCCUUCCUUGUAUAACAUACCAGUGGGAAACAGUUGCAACCAAUUUUGAUGAAUUUCAAGAUGUAUCAGAAAAGCUUUUUACAAGUAAAAAUCGAACCGAGGCUUCACUUGGGAAAAAGUUGAAGAUUGAUAUGCUUCCUGAGAUUGAGAAGGUUCACAAGAGAAAAGAAAGGUUGCUGAAAAAACAGCAUAGGCAAGCUCUCCUCUUGGAUAAUUUUGCACUUGUAGAUGGGCUUGCUCCAGGGCGCUCGCUUCGUGACAGAAAACCUGUCACAUAUACUUUUGAUGAUUAUGACCGAUCAAUCAAUGAGGCUAUCAAGACAACCAAGCGUAAGCAGUCAUCUCCAGAACCAAAUCAUAGAAGAGAAGCUACUGUAAAGCUCGAACCUUCUGUGAACGGAAAAUGGAGCGGUCCAUCAUAUGCAUCUCAAAAUUCCAAUUUUAGUCCACUGUCUCCCAAGUCACCUGAUUAUGAUGAUGAUGCCGAAGAAGACCACAUGUCCGAUCCACAGUUGGAUCGCAGCAACAGACGAAGACAAAGGCCGCAACGGUAUUCAGAAAAGGAUUAUGUGGAAGCAUUAUCAGAUAAUGAUGCAGACUUUGAUAGUGAUGAUGACAUAGUUGGUGAAGCAGUGUAUGAUGAGGAGUAUCUAAGAAAACGUAAGCAGAGGAGGAAAACAUCCAGUAGCUCUGAAGGAGAUGAGGAGUAUCACUAUGAGGAAGAAAAUGAUGAAGAGGAGGAAGAAGAAGAAGAGUCCUUGAGUAUCAGUGAAGAUAGCGACCAGCCAAGAAAAGUAAGAAAAAUGCCAGGACGUACGAGGAGGGAAACAAAGUUAAGGUCUGUUGGUGAGAUUCAGUCAGGUCUGAGACGUAGUAAAAGGGCGACUCGAAGCAGAAUAAAUUAUGGACAGUAUGAUCUGUCAGAAUCUGAACCAGAGAAUAAAAAAGUUAAAAAGACUAAUGCAUCUGAUGAGCACACAGAUGCUAGUGAGAAUGGGGAUUAUUUGGUUGAAAGUCAAGGGUCUGAGAAUGAGAAUGAUGAUGACGAAGAAGAAGACGAGGACCACGAGAUGAAAGUUGAUCAGCCUGAUGAGGUUUAUGCAGAGAAUAUAGAGGAGCAAAACCAUCCUCCUGAGAAAUCGAAUAGCCCAGACCAAGACGAAACCGAUGGUGCAAGAGAGAGACGGUUUCUUGACCUAAACGAGCUUGCUCCCGGCUCUGGUUUUGACGAUGCCCCAAGCACAGAAAUGAAAGAUGAUACAGACGAUUUCUAGUAUCCUUCAUUUACUUGCUUGAUAGCAAUCGCUAUAGUUUUCUCUCGUCAAGCCGAAUCCAAGUGUACGAUAGUAAACUAUAAAUUUUGUGGUAAGCCUGCAGAAGAUAUUAGCACCGGAGUUCUUCCCCAGGCUAAUUCAAGCAGUCGCCUUGGUGCAGUAUCUGCAGCAAGGAGCAAAAGGAUUAUGAUGAGUUGAUAGAGUAGGGAGUCCAUUUUUUAGUAAUGUCCACAUUCAAUGAAAACCCAACAAUAGAGAUGGAAGGGGAAUUUGUUUGGUGUUUCUAUAGCUUUACCCAUCAGUGUACAAUAACCUUUUGACUAAUAUUGUAACCGAAAGAGUUGGCUUUUAGAUGUAUAAGCUUUUAUCUACUGUGAUACUGACUUUGAAUCGCCCCUCUACAUAAUGGGUUGGAUGGGUCUGUUUUAAUUACUUGCAGAUAUUGGUCUCUAUUGUAAUGCAACCAUCCUCCCUCAAAUGAUUAGCUAAUUUUUAGCAUUUGUGCA